This is a messenger RNA of Copidosoma floridanum, 1807 nucleotides long. RefSeq names its product Arf GTPase activating protein drongo (gene drongo). Lineage: Eukaryota; Metazoa; Arthropoda; Insecta; Hymenoptera; Encyrtidae. The record is from RefSeq and is a predicted model, not a curated record. Gene Ontology annotation, cellular component: cytoplasm; membrane. Gene Ontology annotation, molecular function: GTPase activator activity.
AGUCGACAUGGCAUGUGCCAAAAAGAAGCAGGACGAGAAAAACCUGAAGACGUUGCGCCAGCUCGUCUCACAGCCAGGCAACAAGGAGUGCUUUGACUGCCAGCAGCGUGGACCUACUUACGUCAACAUGACAAUAGGUUCUUUUGUCUGUACCACUUGCUCGGGCAUGCUGCGAGGUUUGACGCCACCGCACCGGGUCAAGUCGAUUUCUAUGGCGACGUUCACGCAGGAAGAGAUCGAUUUUUUGAAGGAGCGUGGCAACGAGUUCUGCCGUGCUAUCUGGCUGGGUCUGAUGCCGCAAAGUACGAGUCACAGUAACAAAGAUGAACAAAAGAUGAAGGACUUCAUGAGCGCCAAAUAUGAGCUUAAGAGGUACUACUUGGAUCCCGCAAUGGCCAGUCAGUUGCUCAGUCAGAAGCCGUCCUCCCUGCACCACAGCAGCACGUCUAGCAAGCACAGCAGCUCGAGAAGCAACAGCUCGUCCUCGUCGAGCCUGGCUGCGGCUACGUCCACGAUAGUAAAAGCACCGCCCAACAAGUCUCUGUCCUCGCCCGUCCCGCUCUCCAUUAAAAUUACGAUCCCAACUGCAACCAAGGAAACUGAACAGUCGCACCACCAGCUUGUCAACUCGAGUAUCAGCAGCAAUGCGAGCUUCGUAGCCGAUUUUAGCAAAGUGCCUGCCCCCGCUUCUUCACCUCUCACCAUUCCGCCCUUGAACAAAGUUCCGCAGCCACAGCCCAUCGUUCCGCAGCCUUCCUUUGCCAACUUUGAGAACAAUCCUAUCUUCGAUUCAUCCAAAGCCAAUCAAACUACUCCGCUGUCGCCUGUCUCUCAAAAUAUCAUAACAAGUACAAUUGCACACACAAAUGGCACGACGGCUAGCACUACUCCACUUCCUCCUUCCGAGGACAGAUACGCCGCUCUGAAAGAUUUGGAUUCAAUGAUGAAGCAAGAAAACCUGAAAGAUGAGCCAAUUUCUAAUAAAACAUCAUGGAAUCUGAAAGAUAAUAAUAAUGCUGCAAACUCUGCAUGGUCUGCAUUUGACCAAACUAGUUCUCCCUUUAUUUUAAAUCCUUUUACUAAUAAUAAAUGGUGGCUGAAUAAAGAACUCUAUAGUAAUAAUAAUAACAAUAACAAUAAUAAUAAUCAUCACCAUCAUAAUGGCAACAAUAAUAAUUUUCAACCCUUUGAAAAUAACGUGUGCAAUACGGCAAAUCCAUUUAGACAGACACAAAUGCCGGUGACAAAUAAUGAUUCAUGUUGGUACAGCCGAGACACUCAGGAAAAUAUUACGUCUAGUCACUUAUCGCCCUUAUCGAACAAAACGUGGCAACCCGCUGUGACAGCAUUCAGAGCCAAUCCUUUUGCUGUUGGUUCCGGCAUCGAAAAUACGACGCGGAAUUCAAACAAUCCUUUUUUGUGAUCAGUUGCUUUAAGGCUUGGAUAAAUACGAACAAAUGAUAAAUAAUAUUAUCUGCACGCUGCAACGUGUGUAGAUUACGAAAAAGAAUUUUUAUUGUACAUGACUAAAUAUGGCAGUUAGUGCUGUUAAUAUUAAUCUCUCUAGGAGCACCAAUCUCUCUAUCUUUAUAUCUUUUUGGUUAAUACUAGUAUAUUAUUAUUUAAAAAUUAAUUACGCAUACAAUUAUUAAAAUUAAAAAGAUUAACGAUUGUUAUUGUUCAUUAUUUUGCUGUAAGGCCGAGAUAAUAAUGUGGCAACUAUUUUUGCUGCUUGCUUGAACUUUUACCUUUUUAUAGUGAUUUUUUUAUUGAGCCAAGAAAAAUAAAACUAAACAUGUUGUCUUAA